Molecule: messenger RNA, 2083 nt
Organism: Eruca vesicaria subsp. sativa (arugula)
Lineage: Eukaryota; Viridiplantae; Streptophyta; Magnoliopsida; Brassicales; Brassicaceae
Source: the annotation of a GenBank genome assembly
AACAUGUCUUGGUCGUGGCAUGAAUAAAAAACAUGUCUCAUGUAAGUAAAAUAAUAAAUAAUUAGAUGGUGAUGAAGGUGAAAGUGACGUGGUGACUAGUAGACAUGAUUAUCUUACGGCGAUCCACCGUAUGCUGUUUCCUCCCGUGAUUCGAUUUUGCUUUUUAUAAUAAUUCUCCAAAUCUCACGCUCCCCUUUAUAAAUACACCAUCUCUAUUAUUAUUACAUCUCUCUCUCUUCUCUCUUUGUCAAAGUUAGCUUCUCUGCAAACCAACUUCAACGCAUAAACGAAGAACAAAGACUCAAAAGAAAAAAAAAAGAUAAGAGAGGCUUCCCUAUUCUCUCGAAGAUUCGAAAAUUUAAAGAAUGGAUGUCGCGGGUGGCUAAAUCUCCUUUACUAGUAUCCCCUUUAAUGAUACAGAGAUGUGUCUGACAAGAAACAACAUUAAUUAUACUAACAUCUCUAGAAACGUAGCCAUUGGUAUGGAAUAUGAAGCUGGACAUCAUCAUCAUUCAUCGUUGGUCACUUCAAUAGUCUUCUUCUCAUCCAAUUUGUUUAUUCCUUUGUCUUUGAAAAUCCCUAUACGUGACGGAUUUCACGAGAUUCUUCAGUAACAUUUUCAUACACCAAACCUUCACUUUAGAUAGAAAUUUAUAUUCAAGAUUAGUUCAAAACAUGGAGGCUCUUGUAAGUGGGAAGAAAAGGAUUAUAAAUCUUGAUUCACGGCUCUUGUCUGAGCCUUUGAUCCCUGGAUUGUCUGAUGACGUGGCAAAACUCUGUCUGGCGCUUGUUCCGCGUGCUAGCUUACCUUCAAUGGGACGUGUCUGUAAGAAAUGGAGGUAUGUCGUUCAGAGCAGAGAGUUUAUUACUGUGAGAAAGCUCGCUGGUAUUCUUCAGGAGUGGCUUUAUGUCUUAACUAUGGAUGCUGGAGGGAAAGAGAGCCACUGGGAGGUGAUGAACUGUCUAGGACACAAGCUCUCAUCUCUUCCACCGAUGCCUGGUCCUGUUAAGACAGGGUUUAAGGUUGUUGUGGUUGAUGGGAAGCUUCUUGUUAUUGCUGGUUGUGCUAUGAUCAAUGGUUCUCAUGUUGCUUCUUCUGAUGUUUAUCAGUUUGAUACUUGCCUCAACAGCUGGAGUAGACUAGCUGAUCUGAAGGAGGCGCGCUAUGACUUUGCUUGCGCUGAGGUGAAUGGACUUGUUUAUGUGGUGGGAGGUCACGGUGGAGAUGGUGAGAGUCUGUCUAGUGCUGAGGUUUACGAUCCAGAGACGGGGGUUUGGAGUUUCAUAGAGUCUCUGAGGCGUCCUAGAUGGGGAUGUUUCGCUAGCGGCUUCAACGGGAAGCUCUACGUGAUGGGUGGGAGAUCAAACUUCACUAUUGGUAACUCAAAACUUGUUGAUGUCUACAGCCCUAAGUGUGGCUCCUGGUGUGGCAGCAAAAAUGGUGUAACUAUGGUCACAGCUCAUGCUGAAGUAGGAAAAAAGCUAUUCUGUAUCGAAUGGAAGAACCAGAGGAAGAUGUCUGUAUUCAAUGCAGAAGACGAUACUUGGGAAGUUGUGGCUCUACCGCUUUCAGGAAGCUCGAGAGCCGGGUUUCAGUUUGGUAAGCUGAGUGGGAAGCUUCUGCUUUUUCCGUCUCAAGAAGAGACUGGUCACAACACUUUGCUGUAUGACCCGGAUGCUACACCAGGAAGGCAGUGGAAAACAUCUGAGAUAAAACUGUCUGGUUCCUGUGUCUGCAGCGUUACAAUCAUAGCCUGAUUGAUGAUGAUAUUAUUGAUACCAUUGUUGUUACAUUUUAUCCAUGAUCCAAACUCAAAAGAGAAUAUUGAGUUAAUCACUGAUCUUAGAUACAGUUUGAAUAAAGUGGUGUGUGUGUCUGUGUAUGCAUGUGUGUUUUGAUUGAUACAGUUUGUUCCUUGUAACAUAUAUGUUUUGAAGUUUUUUUUUUUGAUGCAAUGUGCGUUUGAUUUGUGAAGGCUAUUUCUUCAAGACGAUAGUUAUUUAUGUGUGUUCUUAAAACGAUGUUAGAGGCAAACAGUAUAUUGUCUUUUGCUUUUGAUUCAUGCAUUGUGCUUUUCCUUUC